AGCCCGGCGGCGCCCGCACGGCCGGGGGGGAAACCCAGGCGUCCCGCGGCUCGCCGGGAGCGCCUCCUCCCCCCGGGGGGCGCCCCAGCCGUGGCAGCCUUGGCCCCGUGGGCCCCACUGAGCGAGCGGCAUGCGGCACCCCCGGGCCUGCCCCGUGUCCUUCGGCCCGCUGCCCAGCCCCCCCAGGAGGCCCUGACGCCCUGGGGGCACUUCUGCUGUGCACAGGACCACGUGGGGGUUUGCCAUGGUGACAUAAAGGCGCGCGGAGGAAGGAAGGAACGCAACCGGCCUGCGGACUGUGCCCCUGGCUGGGAGGAAGGGCCGGGGGCCCAGAUCCCCCACUCCUGCUGCCCACUGAGGGCCGCGCUUGCUAAGUGACUGUGAAUUUGUUGGUCAGUGGACGACUCUGCUCUCUCCUCCUGCGUGGGGCCUGGGGGUGGCCGGGGCAGAGGGGCCUCUGGAGGCCGAGGUCUGGGGGCCAGGAUGCCCGCCCUGGCGCGCCUCCGCAGGCUGUGUCGGCACGUGUCCCCGCAGGCUGUCCUUUUCCUGCUGUUCAUCUUCUGCCUGUUCAGCGUUUUUGUCUCGGCCUACUACCUGUAUGGCUGGAAGCGGGGCCUGGAGCCCUCGGCAGACGCCCCUGAGCCUGACUGUGGGGACCCGCCCCCUGUGGCCCCCAGCCGCCUGCUGCCACUCAAGCCCAUACAGGCGGCCGCCCCCUCCCGCACGGACCCACUGGUGCUGGUGUUUGUGGAGAGCCUCUACUCCCAGCUGGGCCAGGAGGUCGUGGCUAUCCUGGAGUCCAGCCGCUUCAAGUACCGCACGGAGAUCGCACCGGGCAAGGGUGAUAUGCCCACGCUCACCGACAAGGGCCGCGGCCGCUUCGCCCUCAUCAUUUAUGAGAACAUCCUCAAGUACGUCAACCUGGACGCCUGGAACCGGGAGCUGCUGGACAAGUACUGUGUGGCCUACGGUGUGGGCAUCAUCGGCUUCUUCAAGGCCAAUGAGAACAGCCUGCUGAGUGCGCAGCUCAAAGGUUUCCCCCUGUUCCUGCACUCAAACCUGGGCCUGAAGGACUGCAGCAUCAACCCCAAGUCCCCGCUGCUCUAUGUGACACGGCCCAGCGAAGUGGAGAAGGGCGUGCUGCCUGGCGAGGACUGGACCGUGUUCCAGUCCAACCACUCCACCUACGAGCCUGUGCUGCUGGCCAAGACGCGCUCCUCCGAGUCCAUCCCGCACCUGGGUGCGGACGCCGGCCUGCACGCCGCUCUGCAUGCCACUGUGGUCCAGGACCUGGGCCUCCAUGACGGCAUCCAGCGUGUGCUGUUUGGCAACAACCUCAACUUCUGGCUGCACAAGCUCGUCUUUGUCGACGCCGUGGCCUUCCUCACCGGCAAGCGCCUCUCCCUGCCUCUGGACCGCUACAUCCUGGUGGACAUCGACGACAUCUUUGUGGGCAAGGAGGGCACACGCAUGAAGGUGGAGGACGUGAAGGCCCUGUUUGAUACGCAGAAUGAACUACGCACGCACAUCCCAAACUUCACCUUCAACCUGGGCUACUCAGGGAAAUUCUUCCACACAGGUACUGAUGCCGAGGACGCUGGGGACGAUUUGCUGCUGUCGUAUGUGAAGGAGUUCUGGUGGUUCCCCCACAUGUGGAGUCACAUGCAGCCCCACCUUUUCCACAACCAGUCGGUGCUGGCCGAGCAGAUGGCCCUGAACAAGAAGUUCGCUGUCGAGCAUGGCAUCCCCACAGACAUGGGCUAUGCCGUGGCGCCCCACCACUCGGGCGUGUAUCCUGUGCACGUGCAGCUGUACGAGGCCUGGAAGCAGGUGUGGAGUAUCCGCGUGACCAGCACGGAGGAGUACCCCCACCUGAAGCCGGCCCGCUACCGCCGUGGCUUCAUCCACAAUGGCAUCAUGGUCCUCCCGCGGCAGACCUGCGGCCUCUUCACGCACACCAUCUUCUACAAUGAGUACCCUGGUGGCUCCAGUGAGCUGGACAAGAUCAUCAACGGGGGCGAGCUCUUUCUCACCGUGCUCCUCAAUCCUAUCAGCAUUUUCAUGACGCACCUGUCCAACUAUGGGAAUGACCGCCUGGGCCUGUACACCUUCAAGCACCUGGUGCGCUUCCUGCACUCCUGGACCAACCUCCGGCUGCAGACGCUGCCCCCCGUGCAGCUGGCACAGAAGUACUUCCAGAUCUUCUCCGAGGAGAAGGACCCGCUCUGGCAGGACCCCUGUGAGGAUAAACGCCACAAAGACAUCUGGUCCAAGGAGAAGACAUGUGACCGCUUCCCAAAGCUCCUCAUCAUUGGCCCCCAGAAAACAGGCACCACAGCCCUCUACCUGUUCCUGGGCAUGCACCCAGACCUCAGCAGCAACUACCCCAGCUCAGAAACCUUUGAGGAGAUCCAGUUUUUUAAUGGCCACAACUAUCACAAAGGCAUCGACUGGUACAUGGAGUUCUUCCCCAUCCCCUCCAACACCACCUCCGACUUCUACUUUGAGAAAAGCGCCAACUACUUUGAUUCGGAAGUGGCGCCCCGGCGGGCAGCCGCUCUGUUGCCCAAGGCCAAGGUCCUGACCAUCCUCAUCAACCCAGCAGACCGGGCCUAUUCCUGGUACCAGCACCAGCGAGCCCAUGACGACCCAGUGGCCCUGAAGUACACCUUUCACGAGGUGAUCACGGCUGGGCCUGACGCGUCCGUGAAGCUGCGUGCCCUCCAGAACCGCUGCCUGGUCCCCGGCUGGUACGCCACCCACAUUGAGCGCUGGCUCAGCGCCUUUCACGCCAACCAGAUUCUGGUCCUGGAUGGCAAACUGUUGCGAACAGAACCUGCCAAAGUGAUGGACACAGUGCAAAAGUUCCUUGGGGUGACCAACACUAUUGACUACCACAAAACCUUGGCGUUUGAUCCAAAGAAAGGAUUUUGGUGCCAGCUGCUCGAAGGAGGAAAAACCAAGUGUCUGGGCAAAAGCAAAGGCCGGAAAUACCCAGAGAUGGACCUGGAUUCCCGCGCCUUCCUGAAAGACUAUUAUCGGGACCACAACAUCGAGCUUUCUAAGCUGCUGUACAAGAUGGGCCAGACACUGCCCACCUGGCUGCGGGAGGACCUCCAGAACACCAGGUAGCCACGGCUACCUCAGCCACGCUGAACGUUUGCGAUGGCCUGGACGGCCUGCCGCAUGCUGAGCCAGACUGACCUGCAGAGUGGGGAGCUGGGCCUGGGCUGGCCAAGCACUUACGAGCAAUACUCAGCUGAGGCCCAGGCAGGGCCAGGAGAAGAGCCCAGGCAGGUCCGCAGGCACUUGAGAGCAUCCAGUGCCGGGUCUGUGGCCUACAGGACCUCCUUAGCCACCAGGGGUCCGUUCCGUUCACAGCCUUCCAUGGGGAGGCCACUUCCUGUUGGGGGGAGGCCACUUCCUGGUAGGAGGGAGUCCGUGAGACUCUUUUCUGUCCCUCACUGUGUUCUACCAACCACGCCCUCCCCGUCAUCCCAUCACUCCCUGCCCCGGGCAGGGUAUCCCCUCAGUAUUAGCUGCCCUAUUUUCCCCGUCCUCCAGACAAUAGGGAGAAGAGCCCAGCUGGGCCUUUUGCCAAACCAGGGAGAGAGACUGGAUGCUUCCCUGACUGUUUUGAGCCAGGCACUUCAGAGGGGUCAGCGGGGGACCCAGAGUCACUAGGCUGGAUGUGGGGGUGGCCACCUCAAGAGAACUCUGGACCUCCUCACACAUUCUGAUUAAUACUUUCACAUCUCACCUUCCCUUUUGGGUAAAGGAUCGCUGAUUCCUACAGUAUCCACCCAGUCCUUGGGGCCUUCUUCAGGACCCCGGGGCACCGCCAUGCCAUUUGGACCCAGAGACCCAGGCCUCCCUACCCCUGUUCCUCACCCUGGGAUAUGACGUGUGGUGUUUCCUGUGGUAAAAGACUGAGGCGGUUCAGGAGUCUGCCUGUAUACAUGUCCCAAUGUACAUAUGCUGUCCCCACGCCCACCCAACUUUGGCCCCUGGCAGACACUGGGCAGAGUGGGUGAGACUGCUGUCCAUGGCUUUGCCCCAGCUACCUGUGGCCAAGGGCUCCUAGAGACCCCCUUAACCCCCUCCCAAAUACUAAGAAGCUAAAGUAUUUUAAUAUUUUGUUUUUUUCUUGGUGCCAGAGUUUAUACCCUGGGUGCUGGGGUCGCACUGUGUUAUAUAUAUAUAUAUAUAUAUAUAUAUAUAUAUAUAAAAUGUGUAUAUAUAUAUAUUCUAUUUUUUUUGGUUGGGUUUAUUUUUAAUUCAGUCAUACAAAAUGGUGGCAAGCCCCAGUGUCACAUCUCAGUGCUAGAGAAUGGGAUGGUAGGAUGGAGGAGGGCGUGUGUCUUCAUAUGUCCGGGCCUCCAGGAGACAGUUUGGAGGUGUCCCUUGGAGAGGUCUCUGUUCCUUCCCCAAGUGUCGCGGUUGUCCUGGGGCUACCGCGGGUGAACUGAGGUGGUGAGAUGAACAGGAGAGACCUACUCCCUCCAGGAAACCUGGCUUCGUGAAGCGCAGUGACCCUGGAGGAAUUCUGGCCAAAGGCAACAGCGGGGCUGGGGCGGGAGGCUGGGGGGCCGAAGGCCAGCCUGUCCCCUCCCCCUCAUAUGGUGCUAGGUUGGGAGCUGCCCUGGGAGCCGGACUGCCCGCUGGGACCCACUGAACUGUCUCCAGGCCCCCCUCCCCCCCCACAGACCAUGGGAUCUCGGGGCUGUUUUCUGGUUAGGGUCUGCUCCUACCCCCUUCUUUAACAAUGUGAAGUGACGAAGGCUGGGCGCCUGUCCCCAGUCCCUCCCACUGCCAGGUUAGCUUCCAGCCCACCUCCAGGAAUCCCUUUCUGGAGAGCCUCGUCCUGUUCGGAAGACUCUAGCAUCUUGGGGCUGGAAGGGUCCUUUGAUGGGUAUGGAAACAGGUCCAGAAAGGGGAGGCGGCCUCCUUGGCCGAUGUCUCAGAACUGGGUGCACACGGAGCUGAGAACUGAAUCUGAGGCUCCUGAUUCUGGGUCCAGUGCUCUUCUUCCAAUGCCACACUGCCUCUGAGCCCAUCCUUGGGACCCUACUCUGUGCCAGGUUCCUGUCCCUCCCUCAGUCACACCCGUGGUCAUUCCAGGAUAGGGGACAAACCACUCCUUCCCAGCCAGGGUGCCUUUGAGCCUUCUCAGUUCCUGAUCUGCAUUUGCAGUCCUGCCUUGCUCUCCCCAAGAGGUCCUUCCCCAGUGUGCGGGGGGCCGGGUCUGGCUGAGCUCUGAACCCGUCCCCUCUUUUCAAGUUCUUCCCUGGGUGGAUACUCAGCAGAACAGCUGCGUGUGGGUCCGCUGUCCUGCGAGAGAAGCCUUCCCUUCAUGCUUCUCCUCGGGGCCUUUGAGCCUGGGAACCCCGAGCAGUGUCGACCCCGCCAGGGGUGAGGAACAGAGUGUCUGAGGACAGGGUGGCGUGCCUGCUUGUACGCCCGUGAAUGCUUGCUGGUGCCACGGCCCAGACUCGCAGGACGGGGUCUUCCGUAGUGCAGACCCCAGCGUCGUCCCCCACCUUCGAGCUCCAUGGCCUGUGAAGAGCUCGCAGCUCCCACCUGUUGAAAUGUACCCUCUGUGUCUGGACGCCUGCUCCCACCUCCGGGAGCUCAGAAGGCCUGGAGGGCAGGCAGCUCCAUUUCUCUCUGCCUCUGGUUCCAGGAAGGAGCGGGCAGUUUUGAGACCCUGUGGGACCCUGUGGGACCCUGUGGGAGCAGAGGAAAUAUUGGAGCAUUUUGUCCAGGCCCUUCUGGGAGGCUAGGGACUUGACCUGCCCCAUGUUCUAGGUCUGUCUGGUCACUGCGACUUCCUUUCCCACUGAUGAAUCUUUCUUGUGGACCCACUGCCAGGACCUGUGGAUAUUGGGGAGGGGGACACAUAAAUCCCUCUAGGGGCUCUCAGCUACUGAGCACACAGAUCCUCCACACGAGAGGUGCAAAUGGGUACAGCAUCGCAGCAUCUUUAAUGUUCGCUAAUUCACUGUGUUUGGCCAAAAAAUAAAAGAGAGAGAGAGGGAGGGAGAAAGAGAAAUAGCUUAAGUCAUGCAGCUGACUCCACCAUCCAUUCUGCCAUCUUUUCCACGAGCCUUUGCUGGGGGGAGGGCACAGGUGUCAUGGUCACCUGCAGCUGCCCGAGUCACCUGGGGUUCUAGAGCCGCCCGUAGUGCAGGCGUCUUGUGCUCGGAGGGUGAGUCUGAAGUUUAAAGAUGGGCCUCUUCCAAGCCUGUGCGUCGGAGGGCCAGCACCUCCGGGGCCCAGAUGAGGGAGCAGUGGUCUGUUUCCAGUGGAGGAAAACUAGGCUGACCCUCCAGAGAUUGGUGGUCUCAGUGGGGAGGGGUCCCCCAUGGGUUCGUUGGUAAAGGAGCAAGUGAAAACAUGUUUUACCAAUUCUUUUAUUUUGAACACCCAGUACCCUCCAUCUAGAUUUCAAAUGAACACGUUGUCGCAUUUGUUUUCUCUCUCUCUCUCUCUCUCUCGCUCUCUGUGCGUGUAUAUUUUUUUUCUGAAUUAGUUUAAAAGUAAGUUGCUGCAAAUAUCAUGAGACUUUACCAAAAUGCUUCCGCCUGGGUCCCCUAAGAGUUAGGACGUUGUCCUCCAUAAUUGGCCUGUAGCACACCAAGACCGCAGUGAUUUCCUAAGAACAUCCGCUGUUCAGUCUAUAUUCACUUGUCCCCCAGGUAACUCAUACCUGGUUUGGGAAUCAGGAUCCUGUCAAGGUGCAUAUAUGGUACCUUAUAACUGUGGUUGUCGCUCAGUCUCUUGAAAUGCUGAAAAAUCCUCUCUCCGCUCACUUUGAUUUUUUUUAAAUGACGUUAUUUCUGAGGAGAGCAGGCCUGCUGUCCUGUCCGAGUCCCACAUGCUGGGUCUGUCUGAUCAUUUCUUCAUGGUGUCAUAGAAUAUGUUCCUCCAGCCCCUGUCUUGUCAAGGGGAAUUCAGGCCGUAUGGAUUUUUGCCUUUUGUGCUGACUCGACAACUUCAUCCCGGCCUGAGAUGCCCUCUGCCGUCACCUGUACCAAGUGCCAAACCGGCAGAAGGGCUGGAUGGGGUUCCAGGAGCUCAGGGGAGGACAAGGGGGUGGCCAUUGCAGCUGGCCCUGGGUGCCCCCUAGGGGGAGGAGGCUGGGCCCUCUGGGAAGGAGAUGCCUCUGGCUCAGAAAACCCUGUGCUACCCGCUCUGAUCCUGGCGAUGGACCACACGGCACCAAAUAGAAUCUCUCUCUCUCUCUCUCUCUCUCUCUGUCUCCCUCUUUCUCUGUUUUGUGGCCUCCUGGUUUUUACUUCCCAGAGGCCCAUGGUCUGUGUGCACUGGAGCAGAGCCAGGCCCCUGGGAUGCACCAGGGAAGGGCCUAGCUGGGGAACUGCCUCCCCCAAGCUGUGGUGUGAGGAGAAGAGCACUGGGCUGGAGGCAGGAGAUGUGAAAUUUUGUCCCAACUGGGUACAUUUAGUAGCUGCGUGACAGUUUUCCUCCCAGGGCCUCAAUUUCUCCACUUGUAGCAUGAGCAGAUGGGGCUAAAGCAGGGGUUUUCAAAUGUCAAAGAAGGAAGCGGGUCUGCUCUAGGUGAAGUGAGGGUGGAGGGCCCAGGCCCCCGCCCUCAAGGCAAUGCUGGGUGCCUGGUUUGCAGCCCCGGGCUGGCUGCCCCCCCAGGGCUUGCCCUUGCCAGCUCCAACAGCCAGAGAUGUUUUUAGUUCCCACAGGGGACGGGCAUGGGCUUUGUGAAGGGUCAUCGUCAAGGGCCUGGGGAGACUCUGGCUGUGUUUUAUCCUAAUGAGUUCAUCCCUCCCUCUUUCCUUCCUCUCUCUGGCCCUUGAGGAGAAUGAAGGAGGAGAGGGUUUUCUAUGACUGUGCUAGCUUUUAUUAUAAGCAAGAGGGCUCCUUUUGUAAUUUGUGCAUGAAAUUCAUGUCAUUUCCUGGGGAGAGGAGAGGGCUGACUGGAGAGGGUGGGGGGCACACUAGGGGAGCAGACAGAGGUUUCCUUCCCUUGUGUGGGGUGGGGAGAGGGGGGAGAGGGGAUGCUACCCAGCUCACCCGAUCAGGGCUCUCGAACCAGCCGUUUUGGGUUGUGUUAAAAGUGGGAACCUUCCUCCAUUAAUGUACAAUCUCGAACUAACUGCUAAUAAAGUGGGGUUCUAUUUGUAUGCA
Molecule: messenger RNA, 8160 nt
Organism: Lynx canadensis (Canada lynx)
Lineage: Eukaryota; Metazoa; Chordata; Mammalia; Carnivora; Felidae
Gene: NDST1
Product: N-deacetylase and N-sulfotransferase 1
Exons: 15
Coding region: 484-3132 (882 amino acids)
Cellular component (GO): Golgi apparatus
Molecular function (GO): deacetylase activity; heparan sulfate N-sulfotransferase activity
Source: RefSeq, a predicted model, not a curated record